Molecule: messenger RNA, 2301 nt
Organism: Daldinia loculata
Lineage: Eukaryota; Fungi; Ascomycota; Sordariomycetes; Xylariales; Hypoxylaceae
Product: DUF1776-domain-containing protein
Exons: 3
Coding region: 544-2046 (500 amino acids)
Source: RefSeq, a predicted model, not a curated record
AAUUCAUCAUCAGGUCAAUAACAGUCAUCGUGAUAACCUCGUUUUAUAUUGUGUUUUAUUUCCUUAUUUAAUGUACACCACCACCCAUACCUUGUCAUACCAACAAAAGUCAUAUAAUUUUAAUAAUAAAUUUAUCAGUCUUUACAAUUGUAAAUAAGUAUUAACAGCUGUUUUUAACAGGUGACAAGGAUUUGCCUAUAAACAAAACUUUUGAAAAGGUCAUCCGUAUCUGGCCGUUAAAAAGGGGGGAUGUAUUUAAGUACCUAACCCGGUAUCUAAGUACCUCGGUACUCUCCGAGUCUAGGUUCAUUUUAAGUGCAUGCGGGGAUUGCAUCAUCCCGCAUUUGCCAUUUGGUAAGCACGGAGACGUGCUAAAGUUAAUAGGCUUGAUAAGGUAAUCGAUAGGUCCAUACGAGGCGGGCUAUCUUUCAAAAAAUCAACAUCGCUGGUGAACACCGAUAUUCCGUCUUUGCCGAACUUCAUCGAUACCCAAUCCUUAAUCCACCACUCAACUCUGGAAAUAUAAGCAACUCAUAUCCGGUCAUGUCUGCCGACGACCAGCAGUUUUUGGACUUGCUCUCGUCCAUCCCCAACCACAUCCGGCGAUACUCCGGAGAGGUUGCCGACUAUGUUGACAAAACAGUCGACAAAGUUGCGGAUGAGAUCAGGGAUACCCUAUCGUCGGCGGAAUGGGUACCCGAGUACGUGCGACCAAAAGCUACUGCUCGACCACCGCCCGUCGAGAUCGUGCCGGUGACUACAUACGAGAGUAUACAAAAUUGGAUUUCUCGUCAUAAGAUACUUUGCGGCGUGGUGGUCGUCACUGCUGGAUAUAUAACAUACAGGACAAUACGAUAUACCAAACAGCUCCGUAAACCUCGUCGGGCGAGGCGUGCUCGAAAUGGUGGCAGACUCGAGGUCGUCGUCAUCGCCGGAUCACCAACGUUACCACUGACCAAGGCUCUAUCCUUGGAUUUGGAGAGGAGGGGCUUUAUCGUAUAUAUUGUUUGCAAUACUAUCGAAGACGAAGUCACCGUGCAGAGCCUCUCACGACCUGACAUUAGAUCCUUAGGUAUCGAUAUAACCGACCCACCGAAAGCCGGCCGAGCUAUUGAACGAUUCGCCGCCUAUCUCCAAACCCCGCAUGCCGCGGUCCCGCGAGCGAAGCCGACCUAUCUAGUGUUGAAGGCGGUUAUCCUGAUCCCCUCGCUCAACUACCAAACCUCCCCCAUCGCUACGAUUCCUCCCUCGAGCUUUGCCGACCUCUUCAAUACCCAUCUCCUCCACCCCAUCCUCACGAUCCAGUCAUUCCUACCUCUCCUUACAUCUCGAAUAACGCCCCAAGGAGAGACCACCGCAGCACCCCGAGUCCUCGUCUUCACACCAUCAAUCAUCUCCUCGAUCAACCCGCCGUUCCACGCCCCCGAAGCAACCGUGUGCUCCGCCCUCUCCGCCUUUACGGAGGUUCUAACAGCAGAACUGAGCCCCCUCGCCAUCCCCGUAACGCACAUGCAACUCGGCACCUUCGACUUCGCGGGGUUCACGCCGGUCCGUGCAGGCCCCGCUGGAGUAAACGCAACAGCUCCCCCGACGACAGGUCUGCACCCGCUGUUACCGCCGGCGCCAGUCGAGACGCUUCAGUGGCCAGAGUCCGCACGCAACGCAUAUGGUCGUAACUUUAUGUCGCAGUCGUCGUCCGCCAUCUCAGCUGGUCGCAUCCGCGGACUACGCGGUAGCUCCCUGCGGGAACUGCAUAACGCUGUGUUCGACGUAAUCGACGGUUCGAACCAGAGCGACGUGGUGCGCGUAGGCCUCGGCGCCGGUCUCUACGGGUUCGUCGGCCGCUGGGCCCCGCGUAGUCUAGUGGCUUGGAUGAUGGGAAUCCGCAAGGUGGAUGAGCUCAGCGCCUGGGAGGGAGGCCUGCGCCCGGAUAGUGCUAGUGGCAGCAGUAGUAGCGAGAAGAGCGCUGGGAGCGAGAUUGGUGAGGGCAGUGAGUUUAUUGCCGUUGCGAAGGAACAUGAUGGGCAUAACGUCUGGAAAUCAUAGCAAUAUUGAGAAAUCGACGAGGGUUUAAGGUUAGGUUAAGGGAGGGGCCAGGCGGUUUGCUUUUUGGCUGGCGUCGCGUCGUGAUGACUGAUGAAUAGGGCAACGGGAUUUACGAAGGCUGUACAUUCGGCAGGUGAUGAGACUGGAUGGCAUGGCCCUCUUCAAUGCUUGGAUAUAUCUCGCUUCUCUUUUACGUGGAUAUUGGCUUAUAUAGCUCGUUUAGUUCACACGAAUGCAUAGAUGGUUUAUAACAAA